AUGUUGCAAGCAAUAAACAUAAUUAAUCAAGCAGCAACAGUUGCACAGUUUCUUCGUGCACCAGCGUGGCCCAUCGAGUCAGUGAAUUUCCAUCGUUAUGGAUAUACAGUUCAUCUCAGUCCUGAAUUGCAAUUAAGUCAAAUCCGUACUUCAUUGGUUGAGUCAAAUGCGCCACGACAAAUUUCGUCAAGUCCGGUAUUGUAUCGCGCAGUACCUCCUUAUAUCGUUCCAGUUUCCAAUUCGUCUCCUCCAUUAACAACUUUGCGUGAUCCCGAUGUCCAUAAUGACAUUAGUUUGCUACCGUUUCCGUCGUCUGAUGAUACAUUUGUGACAAGAGCGUUUACCGAACAUUUGAUUGAAACUGGGAGAGUUGAUAUUUAUGCGACCGACAAACGUGGCUCACGCUUAUUACAAAAAGUUUUUGUUGGUGGAGAUAUACCCAUUCGGCAGAAACUUGCCGAUCAUUUUCUGAAAAUGGACGUCUUUGUCAAACUUUGUGAUGACAUCUUUGCUAAUUUUUUUCUCCAGAAAUUGAUCGAAGGGGCGCGAAAUGAUGAGCAGGAGACUGUCUGUUCACUUCUUGAAACAAAUAUGGUAAUAUUCAGUCGUGGUCGCUACUCAUGUCGAGUAGUGCAGAAAGCUUUCGAGUGUUUCGAUGUCGCGAAUUGUUUAUCACUUGUAGCCAAACUGGAUGGGAGCGAGAAGGAUCUGUCAUUGGAUCAGAACGGAAACCAUGUCAUUCAGAAGAUUUUUUCUUGCGUUCCUUUCUAUGGAUACAGUAACAUUGUUAACAAGUAUGUCGUAUCAGCGGAUGUUUUAAGUGAAGUUGUGAAGGACAGAUAUGGAUGCCGAGUUAUUCAACUAUCAAUUGAAAAGCUGGAAGAGGAAGUUGCGAAAAACUCCAAACCCGCUACUUUGCUUCUCGAGCAGCUUGUUUCUUUGCUCUUAAAGGAUUGCUGGUCUUAUUCAACUCAUCCGUAUGCGAAUUACGUCAUUCAGCAUAUUAUAACGUCGAACACAUUAGAAAAACAUCGCAAUACGAUAAUACGCGAACUUCUGAGCAAUUUACUAUCAAUGUCGCAGGAAAAGUAUGCUUCACACGUUGUUGAAAAAGCGUUAAAGCACGCUCCACCCAAGCUUCUUCAUGCAAUGAUGAACGAAAUUUUUGAUGGCUAUGAAUGUGACACAAAAGGACAUGAUGCUCUGGAUGUUCUGCUUUUUGAUCAAUUUGGCAAUUAUGUCAUACAGACAAUGCUCGACAUAGCUGUUGAAGCGAAAGAGAAAAAACGUGUGGGUAAUGAUUCCUGGUUUAAGCGACUAGCGGAACGAAUUAUUAAAAGUCAGCACAAACUUAUAAGGUAUUCGUCGGGAAAAAAGAUUUUGGAGAAGCUGAGCGCGGCAGUCUCGAACGAUAAAAACAUGAUUCAAGAUGAAAAUUUCGAUCCCGCCCUCAGGUCUUUGGUUGUUCCAAAAAAAUUUCGCUGA
Messenger RNA from Loa loa (African eye worm), 1485 nucleotides. RefSeq names its product fem-3 mRNA-binding factor 2. Gene Ontology annotation, biological process: post-transcriptional regulation of gene expression. Gene Ontology annotation, cellular component: cytoplasm; nucleus. The transcript is spliced from 11 exons. NCBI's taxonomy places the organism in Eukaryota, Metazoa, Nematoda, Chromadorea, Rhabditida, Onchocercidae. The record is from RefSeq and is a predicted model, not a curated record. Bases 1 to 1485 code for a protein of 494 amino acids. Gene Ontology annotation, molecular function: mRNA 3'-UTR binding.